AAGAGGAAAUGGACGAAACUGCAGUCAGGGACUCCCGUCAUAAAGGUUCUAUUCUGCCUUACUCGAAUGUUACCGACAUGUCUGCACAUUCGUUACUGUGUGAGAGAAUUUUUCUGGCUAAGGAGUUAAUUAAAAGAGCAGAAGCUCUUUGCAGAUCCCAAAAAGAUGGCAUAGAAGGUGGACCAAAACUCUGCAGUAAAUUAAAGGCAGAACUAAAAUUCUUGCAGAAGGUAGAAACUGGUAGAGUAUGCAUCAAAAAGUCUCAUCUGCAGAGUACAAAUCUCACUCAUCUGCAAGCUGUCAUUGAAUCAGCGGAGAACUUGGAGGAUAUUGUUGGUGUUCUCCAUGUUUUUACUUAUAAAGACUCAUUUGGUGAAAAACAAAAUUUGGUGGUAGAUAUAGUUGCAAAUAAUGGACACACUUGGGUGAAAGCAGUUGGUCGGAAAGCUGAAGCUCUGCAUAACAUUUGGUUGGGUAGGGGCCAGUAUAGUGACAAGAGCAUUACUGAACAAGCAGAAGAUUUCCUACAAGCAAGUUGUCAACAACCAGUACAAUAUUGCAGCCCGCACAUUAUUUUUGCUUUCUACAAUGGUUUGCCCAGCCCGAUAGCAGAAAGGCUAAAAGAGAUGGGUAUAUCUGUGCGAGGGGAUAUUGUUGCUGUGAACCCAUCAAUGAAGUGUCUUAAAGAAGAUCACUGCUUAGGUUCUAGUGAAUCUGACGAUGGAGAUGAAUGCUUUCAAGUGACUAAAGUAGAUCGGGAUACCUUAAUAGCCAGUGUUGCAUUUCCUACACUGUUGAAAGUAAAUACAUGCAAUAGGGUUAAUUUAGACAUUACUUCUCUGAUUACAUAUAUUUCAGCCCUAAACUAUGGAGGCUGUUACUUUAUAUUCAAAGAGAAAGUCUUAACUGAACAGGCCUUACAAGAGCGAUGUGAGAGUGUUCUCCCACAACUGGAGGAAUUCAUGAAGGGCAAAGAAUUGUUUGCUUGUGAAUCUGCAAUCAAGGAUUUUCAGAUUAUUUUAGAAACUAUAGGAGGUCCUGGAGAAAAAUAUAGAGCCACAUUACUUAUGGAUAGAAUCCAUGUGAUCCCAGAUCAACCCUCUGAACGUGCCUUAAGAUUAGUGCCUAGCUCUAAAAUCAAUAGCCGUUCUCUGAUCAUCUUUGGGACAGGAGAUACUUUAAAGGCCAUCACUAUGACGGCAAACAGUGGCUUUGUUCGGGCAGCAGCAAAUCAGGGAGAAAAGUUUAGUGUGUUUAUUCAUCAACCAAGGGCAUUGACAGAAAUCAAAGAAGCUUCUGCCAUACCUUUAACAAAGCACUAAACUGGUUCCAAAUACUUUAUUUAUACUAUUUCUACCUGAAGAAAUUUUAGAAAUAAAAUAGCCAAAUGCAUAUAAAUAUUGA
Protobothrops mucrosquamatus (brown spotted pit viper) is the source of this 1404-nucleotide messenger RNA. RefSeq names its product chromosome unknown C7orf25 homolog (gene CUNH7orf25). Lineage: Eukaryota; Metazoa; Chordata; Lepidosauria; Squamata; Viperidae. Bases 9 to 1322 code for a protein of 437 amino acids. The record is from RefSeq and is a predicted model, not a curated record. The transcript has 2 exons.